Molecule: messenger RNA, 711 nt
Organism: Botrytis fragariae
Lineage: Eukaryota; Fungi; Ascomycota; Leotiomycetes; Helotiales; Sclerotiniaceae
Exons: 2
Coding region: 1-711 (236 amino acids)
Source: RefSeq, a predicted model, not a curated record
AUGACAGGUCUCUCUAAACACACAAUGCGCUCCAAGUCCGAUUCUUAUUCCUAUGUUAUUGAUAAAGCAAUGGAUAUCGAAAAAUCUAUGGGACGUCAAGAAAUUAUAAAGCAAAAUAUUACCCAACAUGGAACAUCUUUCGAACGUGGAAAUGCCACGAACUGGUACAACAAGUUUCUCGCCAAAUGCUACUUCGAAUUUCUUUGUGCUAUCGCCAUUCUUACCUUGAUUCCUCUCGCUAUUAUCCUUGGCCUCAAUUACUACUCUAAUCGAACUGAAAGCUACGUGUCUGGGUACAAGUUUUUGGUGUACGAUUUCAAGGGUGUUGCUCCAUUGAACAACAAUUCAGUUCUCCAACAAGGAAGACAUAUGUGCGAUUCGGUUCCCGAUAGUUUUCGAUGCCACGAAACAUACUUGGAGUAUGAUCUCAGUGGAUUUGUCUUUUCGCGUUUAUGCGCAGAGAUUGAGAAAAUGCAAGGCAGGUUGAUCAGAUAUGAAGAUUUGUUGAACAAUGAGGCGCAGCUGUACACCAAGGACAUAUCCGAAAUUCUAUCAGGGAGUUUGAAGAAGGAAAUCCUAGAGAAGGACAGUCUAGUUACCAAUGUCAAAGCGGUUUGCAAGAAGGACUCUGCUGAUGCUAAUCUGGAGAUGGAGCACAAGAAGAAUAAUGAUGAGAAGAGAGAGAGCAACUUGAUGAUAUCAUUCAAAUGA